Toxoplasma gondii ME49 is the source of this 3169-nucleotide messenger RNA. RefSeq lists its product as hypothetical. The record is from RefSeq and is a predicted model, not a curated record. Bases 1 to 2580 code for a protein of 859 amino acids. Gene Ontology annotation, biological process: sphingolipid metabolic process; intracellular sterol transport; regulation of plasma membrane sterol distribution. NCBI's taxonomy places the organism in Eukaryota, Apicomplexa, Conoidasida, Eucoccidiorida, Sarcocystidae. The transcript has a single exon. Gene Ontology annotation, cellular component: Golgi apparatus; cortical endoplasmic reticulum.
AUGGUGAUAUGCGUGGAGUGUUCGGUUCCCCUUUCGUCGACAUGCCGGCGCUUUCCACCUCACUUCCAAAACAUCCGGUUGGCGCGGUGUGCCGCCUGCGGUAAGACUGCGGACAAGUAUGUUGAGUACGAGGUCCUGCUGAUUUUCAUCGACCUGCUGCUCCACAAACCGCAGGCGUACCGCCACCUUAUCUUCAACCGCCUGCCGUAUGCGGAGACCGGCGUCCCGCCCUCGGUUCGGAACUUCGCCGUCGUCUGCAUUCUCUUCGACACCUACACGCGCUGGUUUCUUCUGCAUGCGAGUCUGGCGAGAGCCUACUUCCAGCACGCGAAAGAACGCACUGCCGCUCGGGGCUACGACUUCUCUUCCCACGGUGAUGAGCGAGCCGAGUCUCCUGGCGCGCGCGCUAGAUCCGCAGCUGGUAAUACACCGUGGCCUCUGGCUGCAGAGGAGGCGUCACCAGACGGAGCGAACGCGCAUGGUCAGGACAGUUUCCGCCGCAGUUCCCACGAGGGAGGUCGGCCGUGUUUGCCUGUCGAGCAGGCCAACACGGAGGUUUUUUGCCAAGAGGAGAGUUACGGGGAUCCGCGGCGCGACGCUCUCAGCGACUCCACCUCGCACACGUUCGGUGCGGAGAACCUCAGGGCCGCGACGCGGGACGAGGUUGCCGACGACGUUUGGCAGAACUCGUCGCUCUCUGAAUUCUCAGACGUUUCUGAGCUCGACUACGAAGCGGAGAGCUGCAUCUCAGUGGGACGCAGGCGGUUUCGCUGGAGGCGCGGCUGCGCGCUCGAAAACGCGCCCGAGUCUCCGUUGGACGCGGAGCCGUUCAGCCCGUCCCCGGAUUUCUGGCGCCGGACGCGCCGCAGAAGAAGACGCUCGUUGUGGUGUUCGCCUUUCUACCUCGGCGUAGGGGUCGUGACCUUCGUCGCCUUCAGUCUCCUGUCGUCCGGGAGAGAUCGGUUUCGCCUGUGCUCGCUGGCGCCCCGCCACCUGGUCAAGAGGACUCCUGACGCGCUGUUGAAACUGUCGUCUGCGUCGCGGCCCUCAGACUGGCCGGCGGUGCCGCAGGGCUCGCUGACGCACACUGUUGGGAGGCAGGUUGGCUUUGAGCACAUCGAGUCGCGUUUUGGUGACGGACGGAGGCGCGCGGCUCCUGUGGAGGGUCUCGCCUCUCUCCCCCCUGCCGCUUCACUGGCCAGCCCGCCCACCGCCUCUCCCGUUUGUCUCGGAGACGACACACAAGACCGCCCGGUUUGUCCGCCCCCAGUGCUCCAGUGGGAGAUAGAGGCCGAGGACACUGCCCUGUCCCCGAUCCGCGAGCGCAAGCCAGGCAGCGACAUGCCCGUGUCGCAAGCCGACGUGCACGCAGACGUGCUGCGGUGGCUGCUGCAGAGCAGCCCUUUGGCUGCCUGGGAUCUCCAGGUUUUUAUCAUUGCGCAGUGCACUUUGGACUUCUUCGUCUACCUCUUUUCGGCGAUCGCUUUCACAUGGGUCUUCGUUCGCUGGCACUACGGCUCUCGUGUCUUUUACUGUGGGUGGGAGGACGCUGCGCAAGAACCUGAACGCGCACGGUCCGGACGUAGGCUUGGCGGCUCUCGAGAGCUGGAUGCGUGUGUUAUGGGAGAAGCAGAGACUCGGACUCGUCACCUCGCGGGCGCCUGGCUCAAAACCAUGGAGAGGUCCGCGAAGGCGACGUGGACCGCGCUGCGUCGCCGGAUCGAGGCCUCAGCAGCGUGGUUGCAUGCGCUGUGUCUGGGGACGGGGAGGGCAUCGAGGGAAGAACAGCAGAGACCGACGCUGAGUCGCGAGACGCUCGGCGAAGCGCGCAUGCUUGAGGUGCCAGGCGCGUCGACCAGUACUGCUUUCGGAAACGACAGCCACCCUGCGCACCGGGAAAGAAGCCAGGCAACCCGUGGCCACUCGGAGCUUCGCCCGCCAUCCCAGCGAGAGCCGCAUCGACUGCAUCCAUCGCGAGAGAAAAAGGCGGAUGCAGUGUCAUACGUUCUGGGAGACGAGGGACAUGCUGAGCGCGAGGAGGGAAGGAGGAGCGCUGUGUCUGUGGGACAGUUUUGCUUCUCAGAGGAAGCUGCGAAGACAGCUGAGAAGCGCGGCCUGCGUGUGACGUUUGUCCUGCGGGGACGAAAGGCGAGAGGCAACCGACCCGAGCAGGGAGAGCAGAACAGGGCCGUGAUUGUCAAGUACAACUACCUCGCCGCCGCCUUGAUUGUGUCUAUGUUUGGGAAGAUGGCGACGCUGCUGAUGAUGGCUUGGGAAGAGAACCUGCAUCUUCAGCACUUCGUGUCUUUCUUCACCCUCACUUCGAACGUGGUCGCCGUCAGCGUCUUCUUGAACGGCGCGCACCCCGUCGCGUCUGUGCUCAUCGUGUUGGGCGCAGUUGCUGCGAAGGCGCUCGCGCGGCUCGUGCAAAUUCUGCUCCUCCCGCCUCUCAAGUUCCCCGCCUUCGGAAUCGUCACACCCAGUCUCUACGGCGGCACCCUCGCCCACCUGUCGCCGCUCUCCCUCCUCUCUCGAGACGCCCAGUGGGCCAUGUCGUUUGUCCUGGAUCUCGUCACGUGAGGCGCGGCGACGCGCAUUGCCUUGUCGCGGGCACAUUCGCACGCAUGCGCGCUUCAGAGAAGCAGCGAAAUGCGUUUCAAACUUUCUGGCGUCACAGGUUUUUUUUCGAGACACCUGGGAUGGCGUAUCGAAAGAAGCAAGGGAACGUGUCGAAUUUGUGUUUGCGAGGGUUGCCGAGAAAGCCGGGGCGGCCUACGGAUAGGUGCGUGCAUGUGGAAGCCCCGCAGAGUAGUGUGGCAAAAUGUAUUUUUGUCUGUCUUGGCGCGGCGUCUUUCAACGUUGUGAAGAGGCCAGCGACGCUUCGUUACGAGUGCAUGUGGAAAGGACCUCUCCACUGUCCCGCGCCUCUCCCUGCAUCCGAGGACUUUUUUCUUCGUUUCUGCCAGAGGGGAGCCUCCGAGAGGGGCUACAUGUUUUGCCUUCUCUCGUUCGGCGUCUUGCGUGCGAUCGCAGGUGCCGUCUCAUUUCCGCGAUAGGAAGUUCCAGUGACGUCGAGCGAACGCUCAAGAUAUCUUCUGUGGCCAAUGUGACGACUCGACACACCAGGAACCGUUUUCACACUUCUUAAAGGAAACUGCAUGCAAUGUUG